UAAAUAGUUCACGGGUUUAUUGAAGAGAAGCAUUCGUCUGUCGUAAUUGGCAUUAAAGAAAUAAAGUUAGCAUGGCGGCAUUUAGCAGUUGCAGGAAACGCACGUGGGAAUGUUUACACUCGGCACUCCGUCAGCUGACUGGAGAAAGGGCAGAAACAACUGAAGAUGAUUUUAUUAUCAGAAAGAGGGUGAAGAAGGAAAAUUUUUCCAUAAUGUCAGAUGCAGGGAAACUGAGUAGUAGCUUUGUUUCCACAGUAGGGGAUGACAGCAUAUAUAAUCCAGAGCCCCAGGGAAUAUUAAAGGACUGUUUGCUGCAACUGUGUUCUGAAGCAAGAGAACUAUACUUAAAUAAUGAAGUUCCCAUCUUGGAUAUCGUCCCAACUCCAUUGCAAUUCUACCGAGACUGGGUUGCUGCAAACAAGCCAGUAAUCAUUAAAGGAGCUGUGAAACACUGGCCAGCAAUUAAGAAGUGGUCUUUUGAUUACUUGAGGAGAAAAAUUGGCGACAAAAGAGUUAGUGUAGCAGUGACACCCAAUGGUUAUGCAGACGCUCCAAACAAAGGGUAUUUUGUGAUGCCAGAAGAACGAUUCAUGUUAUUUGCUGACUUCCUAAACAUUAUGGAAAAGCCAGAUAGCCAGCCAGGGAUCUAUUAUGUACAAAAGCAAAACUCAAAUUUUACUGAGGAGUUUCCUGAAAUCUUAGAAGAUGCCUCUUCAGAAGUUUCUUGGUUUUCUGAAGCUCUUGGAAAAGAACCAGAUGCUGUGAACUUUUGGAUGGGAGAUGGGAGGGCUGUUACAUCAAUGCACAAGGAUCACUAUGAAAACAUCUACUGUGUAGUGUCAGGCUACAAAGACUUUGUACUCCUGCCACCAUCAGAUGUUGCCUGGGUGCCUUACAAGAAAUAUCCUGCAGCAACCUAUAAGGAAGUGCAGCCUGGAGAGUUUAUCAUUCAAGAAGACAAUGAGACAGGAUAUGUGCCUUGGAUUUGCAUUGACCCAUUAGAACCAGAUCUUGAAAAAUAUCCUCAGUACAAGCAUGCUAGUCCAGUUUUUUGCAGAGUUCAUGCAGGAGAUGCUCUAUUUCUGCCCUCUCUCUGGUUCCACCAUGUUAGGCAAUCACAUGCCUGUAUAGCUGUGAAUUAUUGGUAUGAUAUGGAAUAUGAUAUAAGGUAUAAUUAUUAUAAAUUCAUACAGAGCCUUACAUGGACUGAGGAACCCGAAUAAAAGAGAUUACUGUGAUUAUACUAUUGCUGAGCAUAUUGCUAGUAAACACUCCCAACAUGAAAUCUACAAUGACACCAAAAUUGUAAUUGAUUUUGAAAGAAAUACACAUGCUAUAGCUUUCCUUA
Penaeus monodon (black tiger shrimp) is the source of this 1348-nucleotide messenger RNA. It is a transcript of the gene JMJD7, whose product is annotated as bifunctional peptidase and (3S)-lysyl hydroxylase Jmjd7-like. Gene Ontology annotation, molecular function: 2-oxoglutarate-dependent dioxygenase activity. NCBI's taxonomy places the organism in Eukaryota, Metazoa, Arthropoda, Malacostraca, Decapoda, Penaeidae. The coding region runs from base 72 to 1223 and encodes 383 amino acids. The record is from RefSeq and is a predicted model, not a curated record. The transcript has 7 exons.